Aspergillus wentii DTO 134E9 is the source of this 642-nucleotide messenger RNA. RefSeq lists its product as uncharacterized. Bases 123 to 512 code for a protein of 129 amino acids. NCBI's taxonomy places the organism in Eukaryota, Fungi, Ascomycota, Eurotiomycetes, Eurotiales, Aspergillaceae. The record is from RefSeq and is a predicted model, not a curated record. The transcript has 3 exons.
UUUAUUAUCCAAACUGGAUACUCUCGCUGAUUUGCACAUACUGUACAAUGUUUAUAUUAAUGCCGUUAUGUUUUAUGAUGGAGACAGGGAACUCUUGGACUUGUGGUUAGGAUACGUCUGUCAUGCUCUAUACGAUAUUGUUAUCAACGCUCCUUUUACAUUGCAGCAGCUGGAUAAACUCUGGCAUUCGUUUUAGUUCUCGGUUUAGUAUAGUUAGGGAAAUUGAGUCACUGCAUAAUAUGGUGUCAUCAAACAAUCAUUCAUUCACCAUCCUUGGCUUCUUCCUCGUCCUUGUCAUCCUUGUCCUUGCCGUCCUUAUCCUUAUCGUCCUUGUCCUUGUCUUUGCCCAUCAGGUCACUGAGAAUAGGCAAACCCGCCGACUUGGUCAGGCCGGUGAUACCACCGGAGUUGGCGAGAGCUUCAAGGGCAGUACCGCCCUGGAGCUGACGGGCUCGGUUCUCGUGGGCUUGUGUGUUUGUGUUUGUCUGAUAGAUACUAUCAUUAGUAUCUAGGCAGCUCUUAGUUCAUUCGAGAACUGCUAUGCUGUGCUUUGUUAGUCUGUAUUGAGGAAUUGGGUUGAUGGCAUAAGACAUACAAAGGCACUUGGCAGAGGGUAGUAAGAUGAACUGGACUUGGCUGGAC